Molecule: messenger RNA, 2367 nt
Organism: Ipomoea nil (Japanese morning glory)
Lineage: Eukaryota; Viridiplantae; Streptophyta; Magnoliopsida; Solanales; Convolvulaceae
Exons: 3
Coding region: 1-2367 (788 amino acids)
Biological process (GO): DNA integration
Molecular function (GO): RNA-DNA hybrid ribonuclease activity; nucleic acid binding
Source: RefSeq, a predicted model, not a curated record
AUGGCUGCAUACGUCGACGAUAUGCUCGUCAAGAGCCGGGAGGAGGAUAAGCACGCGGAGGACUUGGCCGACUGCUUCAAGGUAAUGAUGAAAUACAACCUUCGGCUGAACCCCAAAAAGUGCGCGUUCGCCGUCCAAGGUGGCAAAUUCUUGGGCUACAUGGUCACCAAGCGAGGCAUCGAGCCUAAUCCGGAAAAAGUACAGGCCAUCAUCGACAUGCAGCCUCCUACAACCGUCAGGGACUUGCAACGGCUGACUGGCCGAUUGGCCGCCCUUAGCCGCUUCUUGAGCAAAGCGGCGGAUAAGACCGUACCCUUCUUCGAAGCCAUGAAGAAGAAGGAGGGAUUCGCUUGGACAGCCGAAUGCCAACGAUCGUUCGAAGAGUUGAAACAGUACCUCUCAUCGCCCCCAGUGCUGUCUACCCCCCAGGUGGGCGAGCCUUUAUUCUUGUACCUCGCUGCCUCAGCCAAAGCAGUGAGUUCGGUAUUGGUCCGAGAGGAUGACCGAGUCCAGCACCCGGUUUAUUACGUAAGUCGCUCGCUGAAGGCCGCCGAGACGCGGUACACCGUUGUGGAGAAGAUUGUGUAUGCGUUGGUAGUUACCGUGCGCAAGCUGGCACCCUAUUUCCAAGCCCAUACCGUUCGAGUUUUGACAGAUCAGCCGCUCGGAAGCGUGCUAAGAAACCCCUUGUCCUCCGGCCGACUUGUAAAGUGGGUCGUAGAGUUGACUCAGUAUGGGAUUGAGUACCAACCUCGGCCUUCCAUUAAGGGUCAGGCCCUAGCCGACUUCCUGGUCGAAUGCACAGCAAGAUUCCGGCUAUAUUACGCUCUGAGAUAUCGGUUCUCGACAUCAAAUAAUGAGGCCGAGUACGAAGCGGUAUUAAACGGCCUCCGACUCGCCAGGGCCCUGGGAGUCGAGCGGCUGCGAAUCAAGACUGACUCCAGACUGGUAGUCGGACAGAUCUCGGGUACAUGUGAAACUAAGAACGCAAGGAUGGUGCUAUACAUAGAGCGUGCGGUCGAGAUGUUAAAAGGGUUCGGGGCUUACGAGAUAGAGUACAUACCCCGAACGGACAACACGGAAGCCGACUUAUUGUCCAAAAUUGCCUUGGAAGGGGUACCGGACCAUCUGAUGAAAAUUUGCCAGAAGGAGGAGCUACAUCGGCCGAGUGUUGGAGAGACACCACCGGAAGUCCAGCAAGUAGAUCUCGGGGAAUGGGAUCGAGGGAAAAAUCCUGAAAUGUUCUGGAUAGAGGACAUCCGGCGAUUCAUAGAAAAAGGCGAGUUACCGGAAGACCCGGGAGUCGCCGCGAAAGUUCGGCGGAAAGCCCCCUCCUUCCGGAUCAUCGACGGACUGCUAUACAAAAAGUCGUUCGGUGGACCCUUACUAAAGUGCCUGCUUAGACCCGAGGCCGAGAAAAUAAUGGACGAAGCUCAUAGAGGCAUUUGUGCCGCGCACCAGGGCGCCCACACGCUCGCCCGGAAGUUAGUCGUUCAAGGGUAUAAUUGGCCGACCGUGAUGCGAGACUGCAUCGAAUGGAUGUCCAGGUGCGGCGUUUGUCAAGCAUUCGCCAGGAAAGACACUCGGCCGGCCACCUUUUAUACAUCGGUCGCCACUGCCAUCCCCUUCGCCAAGUGGGGAAUAGACUUGUUGGGGCCAUUGCCCGUCGUCCCGGGAGGUCUGAAGUUUUGCGUUGUGGCUAUCGACUAUUUCACCAAAUGGGUCGAGGCAGAACCAUUGGCUACCAUCACUGAGUACCAAUGUCGACGUUUUCUGUGGAAAAGGGUGAUAUGUCGCUUCGGCCUGCCCGAGCACAUCGCCAGCGACAACGGGCGACAGUUUGACUGCCAGGCCUUCGCUGAUUUCUGCCGCCGACACGGUAUCAAGCACACCAAGGUCUCGGUGACGUACCCACAAGCGAAUGGGCAGGUCGAGAAUGUGAAUCGAACGUUGGUCGAUGGGAUCCGGAAGAAGCUCGAAGACAUCCGAGGAAUCGAAGUAGUCGAACCCACCCACCGGGUUCGCACCUACUCGGAUGCAGCGAACGAGGAGAAUUUGCGGAUCGAGAAAAACUUCCUAGAAGAAAGGAGGGAAGCCGCGAGUGCACGGAUGGUCGAGUACCAGCAGGCGGUGAAAAGAUAUCGCGACCGGAAGACUCGCCCGCGAACCUUCCAGGUUGGCGACCUCGUGUUAUGCGAUCGACAGGCCAGUCAGCCCACCGAAGGGGGCAAGUUUGCGGUUAAGUGGGAGGGGUCAUACCGUAUUGCAGCGGUGGUCCAAGCUGGAACCUAUAAGCUAGAGACCAUGGAAGGCAAGCUCAUAGAUCGCAUAUGGAAUGCCACCCAUUUGAAAAGGUUCUAUCAGUAG